AACAUAUUAUUAAAAGGAAGAAAACCCAUCUUCAACACCAUUAUGGUGUUUUUAACUUCAAAGGCUUAUUCUGUAUGCAUCAUUUGAUUAAAUUUCCUCCCAAACCAUGGGAAAUAUGAGUGAUUAUCACCUUGUUAUUGUUAUUGAUAAAUAGUAGCUACUACUUAUUUAGCACUAACUCUGUAUCUGGAAUUGUGUGAAACACCCUAUCGUAGUGGAACCUAACGAUAGCCUCAGGAGGCUGGAAUUCAUGUUAUCCCCAUUUUACAGAUAAUAUGUGAUAUAAGUAACAUAACAUGCCAAGAUUACACAGCCAGUACAUAGGAGACCUGGAAUUCAAGCCCUAGUUAAACUGCUUUGACGUCAAGCCUGAGUGUUAACUCUCUAUGGUAUGUUGCCAUGCUAUUUUAUAGAUGGAAGGCCUGGUGAUGCUAAAAGUUUAAAAAAAUUGCCCUACGUCACAAAAUUCGCUCUUAAUGCCUUCCAACUGAAAUGCCAAACAUUUUUUAUUAUUCUUUGUUGUCUUCAGGACUGCUCCUAGCUUAUGUGGUACUCUUUGAAAAUUAAACAAAGAGGGAUCCUCCUCCCUUCCCAAACCCACAGAAUAGCCAAUUUUGAAAGAUAGCACACUUUUUUUUUUUCAGUCUGACACUGCUUUAUUCUGGGAUCACAUGGAUGGCUGAGGGGAAUGUGGGUAUGAUACUCCAGCACCUUUGUGCAAGGUGCAAUGCUCAGAGCCAUAAGGAGUGAGUGACCCCAGUCGUGCUCAUUUAAAGGAAUAGCUGGGCAAUCCUAGAUAACAUUAAGGGAGAUAUCCAAGAGCUUUCUGGAAGUAUGUGCUCUUAGGAGCUGUAAGGAAGUAAAAUUUUGACCCCAUUAAUUACAUUUCUAACAUGAUCAAACAUCUUUCCUUCACUGCCAACAAACAUGUUUAAGAAGAUAUAAUCUGGCAGCAGUUAGGCUAAAACUCCCCUGAAGCCAAAAUGUGUCACUUCUCAAAACCACCCUCAUCUUCACAAGCCCUUUAAGAAGAGUUGAGGAUUAUUUAUGAACUAGGUUUUAACUAUAGGGUGAUAUAUUGUGCUGCAGUUGUUACUGAGCUUAGGGAUGAUUUUGUCUAUUCAUUUCAGAUUACCAUUAGGUUCUUUUUCAAAAUCAAUUCCUUUUCAUUAUGCAGCUACCCUGGGCAAAUAUCAAAUGUCUUACAGCAUGGAUAUACUUUCCACUGAAAUACUGACGAUAUAAUAGAUUAAAUGUGCAACUAACAAGAGGAAUAAAAACCCACACACAGUUUAAGUAUAAAAUGAGUACACUGAUACUAACAAAAGAGAUUUUUUAAAAAGUCUGUAAUUGGGGAUGCGGUGGUUUGAGACCCUCAUGAAUUUUUAGCUUGGAGGAUAUCUUAUCAAACCAAAGAACCCUGAGGACAUGCAUGAAAACAAUCUCCUACUCACAGCUUUGUUGCCUGAAUGGUAAGGUUGUCUUUAGGGCUUGGUCUGAUUGAUUUGAAAGAGCAUGGUCUAGAAAUUGGUUCUCAAACUGUUGGAUAACAGAAUCACCUGGGGGUCUACCUAAACAUGCAAAGGCCUAAAUCCUAUGGCUGCUUUAAUGAGCAUAGGUCUCUGUGUUUAUAAUGAGCUCUUCACUUGGCUGUACAUUAGAAUUGCUUGAGUCUCUUAUCUAGAGACUCUGAUUUCAUUAAUAGGAAGCACAGUUUGGGCAUUGGUUUUAUUCUUAAAUAAGUUCUUCAGGGGAUUCUAAUAUCAGCAAAGUUUGAGAACCACUGCUCUAGGGGCCUCGCUACCCGAUGUAUUGUCCAAAGGCCACCAACAGCAGCAGCCACAGCAGCACCAGGGAGCUUAUUAGAAAUGCAGAAUCUCAGGUCCCACCUAAAAUUACUGAAUCAGAACCCGUAUUUUACCAAGCUACCCAGGUGACGUAUAUGUCCAUUAACUCUUGAGACACACUUGUUUAGGGAGUCAGGUAGAGCUGUAUUCUUAAGCAUUUCUAGUUAGUUGGAUGACUCAGAAAAACCUCUCUGAGCUCCAGUCUCCCCACCUGUAAAAUGAGUUUGAGAGAUAACAUUACCAAUAUUACAGUUUUGCUGAGAAGAUUCUUGAAUGCAAUUCCUGAAACUCUUUGUUUAAUUCCCAGAACAGUGAAAAUCUUCAUUAAAUAUGAAGUCUCUAUUAGAAGACAGUCCCAGUGAAACUUUUUUGUACCUGUGACCCCAGAGCUAAUGAGGCCAAGCCCCACCAAUGAUCGUCAUCACAGGCAUUCCUGUUUUUCUGAUAUUUAUAAAAGUUCCUUUUAGGUAUGAGGUGAUGUUUAUUAAUUCAAAAGAACAAAUGUUCCCAGAUGCAAGUGUCUUCUACUAAAAAGAUAAAUCAUCAGAAAGCAACCUUAGCUACAGUAUCCUUGAAGGUGCAUUGUGGAAUCUUGCACUGUUGCCAACUCCUCAUCAGACAGUACUAUAUACUCAUACUGUGUUAUCCUUAAUUUUUCCCUUUAGAUCUUACUUUGUUAUUUAUUUCCUCCCUGGCCAAGAGCUAAUUUCUUUACAAAAAGUCAUAUAUGGUGUUCCUUUUUUCCUCCUCAAGCCAGAAACUUGUGUAAUUAAUUACUUUUUAAAAUUUCUCUAACUUUGGCCCAAAGAAAUAUUUUCUCAUUGUUCCUGUUUUGACCCCCUUGAGCUAAGACACGGAACUUACUUGUUCAGAAAUGUUUCUAUCUUACUGAAAGGGCAUGACAAUUCUUUCUUUAUAGUAUCAUUGUUUACACAUUUAAGAAAUGCCUAAAGUACUACCACAGGAGAAAUACCCUCAGCUAAUCUUUCUAAGCAGUAUGACAAUGAGUAAUGAUUACAGUUAAUUAAGUUAGGCAACCUCCAUUUCCAUUCACUUAGCAACACUGCUAAUUAUAUACUCAUGCUACCAGGGUUUUUUUUUAGUUCUUCUGUAAUUUGGAUGCAGUACUUUUUGUAGACAAGGGAAUACGGUACGAUUAAUGAGAUUUUUCCCACCAACACCUCCUGUUCUCUCCAAAUGAAAUUUCUGCAUCUGAAAAUUGAGAGUAGAGAAUGGAGAAAAAAAAAUCAGUCACAUUUUAACUUACUGCCAGCACAGUACAUGUUUAUAAUUGCCAAAUAUUUUAUAUUAAAGAAAACAAGACUAGUUUUUUUUGUGUGUGUGUUGUUGUUUGGAGCCUUGUAAAAUUGUGACUUAUGUAAAAACGAAAUAAGUAUAGAACUUGGCUUUUUAAAAAUAUCAGUAGCAAUGAUAAUGACACUUCAUAUUGUAUGCUUUUGGUUGCAUUAAACAAACAUGUAUUGAUCACGUACUGUUUGCCCGGUACUGGAUCUACUAAAUUAAAAAAAAAAGCAAACCCUAACUAUAACUCUGGGUUUCUUUUACAUGAACCUCAAUCAUUUUAACAAUUUACUCUAGAGAAAACCAAGAACUUCAGCUCUACUUGGGUACAUUGUUAAUGAAGCCCUUGAAAAAAAUUAGUUUAUGUGCUUUGAUCAGAUGAGGAUUGACAUACUUAAGAGUUUUAUUUUUAAUCUGAAAAUCCACUUCAAUCUUAUGCUCUGAGUAAACAGUCAUUAGUCAAGCCUGACACAAUUCUGUUUUUUCAAGAAGCAGGAUUCAAGGUUUAACUUCAAAUACAGUUUUAAGUAAGUUAUACAGAUUAUUCCUUUUAUUUCUCUUUUAUAAAACAAAAAUCAGGGUUUAAAUGGAUGAAGUUUCAUUUUUAAUCUUCAUUUGCUUUAAGAAUUAACUUCUGCAUUGUGGCUUACACGGAGGUUAAGAUGGUUUCAGAUUUUAAAAUAUAUUUUUAAAAAUGUAUCUGGAGGAAGAUAUUUGUAUGUCAAGCACUUUUGGUUUUCCUAGGAAGUUCAAAUGUGUUUUGAGCAGCACUGGGCGUUUUUAGAGUUAUUUUCUGCUCCUAGCAUCACACAGGUGCACAACUUUCUAAGUCCAGUCUCUUCUUUAUGCUUCCUUCUCUGCUUCUUCUUUUUUUUCACUAACACCAGUUCGCAUAAAUGAGUGCCCUGUCGAGUUCUCGUGAAUACUAGACAAAAAUACAGGUGUCUUCAUAAUAAUCAGUUCCUCUAAUUCUACUUUCCAGUUUAUGCUUCAGACUCAGAUAAAUCCUAUAUAAAGCAGACGACACAGUUAUUUCUAGAGGAACUGAGGUUACUGAUUAGAAGGGAACGUAAUCAGGUAGAUUGAGCCUGUGAGGGAAGAAACCAUUGCUGUAAGAGGGGAGUGUUUGCAAAAUGCUGUCUGUGAAGCUGAAUCUGUGAAGAACACCUCACUAUUCACGGCAACCGGAGUGGAAGAAACAGGUGCAAAAAGAUUGUGUGUUUGUCUGCUUUUGUGGGGCUGGUCAGAGAUUAUGUGCCUGCUUUAUCUGUGCUUGGCUAUGACUCUACCUCCAGGUUUAUCAUACCUCAUAGAAUGUGUAAGAGAAAAGUACCAACAGGGAAAUCAGCAAAAGCUUUCCUAUGAAGGUGUAGCCAGCCUCCGCAGAAUUUGAAAUGUCUGAGGUCUCAUCUGAUGAAAGAGAAGAUGUUCAAAAGAAAACAUUCACAAAAUGGAUAAAUGCACAAUUUUCUAAGUUUGGGAAGCAGCAUAUAGAGAACCUCUUUAGUGACCUACAGGAUGGGAGACGCCUCCUAGACCUCCUCGAAGGCCUGACAGGGCAAAAACUGCCAAAAGAAAAAGGAUCCACAAGAGUUCAUGCCCUGAACAAUGUCAACAAGGCACUGCGGGUUCUGCAGAACAAUAAUGUUGAUUUAGUGAAUAUUGGAAGUACUGACAUCGUAGAUGGAAAUCAUAAACUGACUCUUGGUUUGAUUUGGAAUAUAAUCCUCCACUGGCAGGUCAAAAAUGUAAUGAAAAAUAUCAUGGCUGGAUUGCAGCAAACCAACAGUGAAAAGAUUCUCCUGAGCUGGGUCCGACAAUCAACUCGUAAUUAUCCACAGGUUAAUGUAAUCAACUUCACCACCAGCUGGUCUGAUGGCCUUGCUUUGAAUGCACUCAUCCAUAGUCAUAGGCCAGACCUGUUUGAUUGGAAUAGUGUGGUUUCCCAGCAAUCAGCCACACAACGACUGGAACAUGCAUUCAACAUCGCCAGAUAUCAAUUAGGCAUAGAGAAACUACUCGAUCCUGAAGAUGUUGCUACCACUUAUCCAGAUAAGAAGUCCAUCUUAAUGUACAUCACAUCACUCUUCCAAGUUUUGCCUCAACAAGUGAGCAUUGAAGCCAUCCAGGAAGUGGAAAUGUUGCCAAGGCCACCUAAAGUGACUAAAGAAGAACAUUAUCAGUUACAUCAUCAAAUGCACUAUUCUCAACAGAUCACAGUCAGUCUAGCACAGGGCUAUGAGAGAACUACUUCCUCUCCAAAGCCUCGAUUCAAGAGUUAUGCCUUCACACAGGCUGCUUAUGUCGCCACCUCUGACCCUACACGGAGCCCAUUUCCUGCACAGCAUUUGGAAGCUCCUGAAGACAAGUCAUUUGGCAGUUCAUUGAUGGAGAGUGAAGUCAACCUGGACCAUUACCAAACAGCUUUAGAAGAAGUACUAUCGUGGCUUCUUUCUGCCGAGGACACAUUGCAAGCACAAGGAGAGAUUUCUAAUGAUGUGGAAGUGGUGAAAGAACAAUUUCAUACUCAUGAGGGGUAUAUGAUGGAUUUGACAGCCCAUCAGGGCCGGGUUGGUAAUAUUCUACGAUUGGGAAGUCAGCUUAUUGGAACAGGGAAAUUAUCAGAAGAUGAAGAAACUGAAGUACAAGAGCAGAUGAAUCUCCUAAAUUCAAGAUGGGAAUGCCUCAGGGUAGCUAGCAUGGAAAAACAAAGCAAUUUGCAUAGAGUUUUAAUGGAUCUCCAGAAUCAGAAACUGAAAGAGUUAAAUGACUGGCUAACAAAAACAGAAGAAAGAACAAGGAAAAUGGAGGAAGAGCCCCUUGGACCCGAUCUUGAAGACCUAAAACGCCAAGUACAACAACAUAAGGUGCUUCAAGAAGAUCUAGAACAAGAGCAAGUCAGGGUCAAUUCUCUUACUCACAUGGUGGUGGUAGUUGAUGAAUCUAGUGGAGAUCAUGCAACUGCUGCUUUGGAAGAACAACUUAAGGUAUUGGGAGAUCGAUGGGCAAACAUCUGUAGGUGGACAGAAGACCGCUGGGUUCUUUUACAAGACAUCCUUCUCAAAUGGCAGCGUCUUACUGAAGAACAGUGCCUUUUUAGUGCGUGGCUUUCAGAAAAAGAAGAUGCAGUGAACAAGAUUCACACAACUGGCUUUAAGGAUCAAAAUGAAAUGUUAUCAAGUCUUCAAAAACUGGCUGUUUUAAAAGCAGAUCUAGAAAAGAAAAAACAAUCCAUGGACAAACUUUAUUCACUCAAACAAGAUCUUCUUUCAACACUGAAGAAUAAGUCAGUGACCAAAAAGACGGAAGCAUGGCUGGAAAACUUUGCUCGGUGUUGGGAUAAUUUAGUACAAAAACUUGAAAAGAGCACAGCACAGAUUUCACAGGCUGUCACCACUGCUCAGCCAUCACUGACACAGACAACUGUAAUGGAAACAGUAACUAUGGUGACCACAAGGGAGCAAAUCCUGGUAAAACAUGCUCAAGAGGAACUUCCACCACCACCUCCCCAAAAGAAGAGGCAGAUUACUGUGGAUUCUGAAAUUAGGAAAAGGUUGGAUGUUGAUAUAACUGAACUUCACAGUUGGAUUACUCGCUCAGAAGCUGUGUUGCAGAGUCCUGAAUUUGCAAUCUACCGAAAGGAAGGCAACUUCUCAGACCUAAAAGAAAAAGUCAAUGCCAUAGAGCGAGAAAAAGCCGAGAAGUUCAGAAAACUGCAAGAUGCCAGCAGAUCAUCUCAGGCCCUGGUGGAACAGAUGGUGAAUGAGGGUGUUAAUGCCGACAGCAUCAAACAAGCCUCAGAACAACUGAACAGCCGGUGGAUCGAAUUCUGUCAGUUGCUAAGUGAGAGACUUAACUGGCUGGAGUAUCAGAACAACAUCAUCACUUUCUAUAAUCAGCUACAACAAUUGGAGCAGAUGACAACUACUGCUGAAAACUGGUUGAAAAUCCAACCCACCACGCCAUCAGAGCCAGCAGCAAUUAAAAGUCAGUUAAAAAUUUGUAAGGAUGAAGUCAACCGGCUCUCAGCUCUUCAACCUCAAAUUGAACGAUUAAAAAUUCAAAGCAUAGCCCUGAAAGAGAAAGGACAAGGACCCAUGUUCCUGGAUGCAGACUUUGUGGCCUUUACAAAUCAUUUUAACCAAGUCUUUUCUGAUGUGCAGGCCAAAGAGAAAGAGCUACAGACAAUUUUUGACACUUUGCCACCCACACGCUAUCAGGAGACAAUGAGUACCAUCCGGACGUGGAUCCAGCAAUCAGAAGCCAAACUCUCUAUACCUCAACUCAGUGUCACUGAGUAUGAAAUCAUGGAGCAGAGACUCGGGGAAUUGCAGGCUUUACAAAGUUCUCUGCAAGAGCAACAAAGUGGCCUAAACUAUCUCAGCACGACUGUGAAAGAGAUGUCAAAGAAAGCACCCUCUGAAGUUAGUCGCAAAUAUCAAUCAGAAUUUGAAGAAAUUGAGGGACGCUGGAAGAAACUCUCCUCUCAGCUGGUUGAGCAUUGUCAAAAGCUAGAGGAGCAAAUGAGUAAACUCAGAAAAAUUCAGAAUCACAUACAAACCCUGAAGAAAUGGAUGGCUGAAGUUGAUGUUUUUCUGAAGGAGGAAUGGCCUGCCAUUGGGGAUUCAGAAAUUCUAAAAAAGCAGUUGAAACAGUGCAGACUUUUAGUCAAUGAUAUUCAGACAAUUCAGCCAAGUCUAAACAGUGUCAAUGAAGGUGGGAAGAAGAUAAAGAAUGAAGCAGAGCCAGAGUUUGCUUUGAGACUUGAGGCAGAACUCAAAGAACUUAACAACCAGUGGGAUCACAUGUGCCAACAGGUCUAUGCCAGAAAGGAAGCUUUGAAGGGAGGUUUGGAGAAAACUGUAAGCCUUCAGAAAGAUCUAUCAGAGAUGCAUGAAUGGAUGACACAAGCUGAAGAAGAGUACCUUGAGAGAGAUUUUGAAUAUAAAACUCCAGAUGAAUUACAGACAGCAGUUGAAGAGAUGAAGAGAGCUAAAGAAGAGGCCCAACAAAAAGAAGCAAAAGUGAAACUCCUUACUGAGUCUGUAAAUAGUGUCAUAGCUCAAGCUCCACCUGCAGCACAAGAGGCCUUAAAGAAGGAACUUGAAACUCUAACCACCAACUACCAGUGGCUCUGCACUAGGCUGAAUGGGAAGUGCAAGACUUUGGAAGAAGUUUGGGCAUGUUGGCAUGAGUUAUUGUCAUACUUGGAGAAAGCAAACAAGUGGCUAAAUGAAGUAGAAUUUAAACUUAAAACCACUGAAAACAUUCCUGGCGGAGCUGAGGAAAUCUCUGAGGUGCUAAAUUCACUGGAAAAUUUGAUGCAACAUUCAGAGGAUAACCCAAAUCAGAUUCGCAUAUUGGCACAGACCCUAACAGAUGGUGGAGUCAUGGAUGAACUGAUCAAUGAGGAACUUGAGACAUUUAAUUCUCGUUGGAGGGAACUACAUGAAGAGGCUAUAAGGAGGCAAAAGUUGCUUGAACAGAGCAUCCAGUCUGCCCAGGAGAUCGAAAAAUCCUUACACUUAAUUCAGGAGUCCCUCACAUUCAUUGACAAGCAGUUGGCAGCUUAUAUUGCAGACAAGGUGGACGCAGCUCAAAUGCCUCAGGAAGCUCAGAAAAUCCAAUCGGAUUUGACAAGUCAUGAGAUCAGUUUAGAAGAAAUGAGGAAGCAUAACCAGGGGAAGGAGGCUGCCCAAAGGGUCCUGUCCCAGAUUGAUGUUGCACAGAAAAAAUUACAAGAUGUCUCCAUGAAGUUUCGAUUAUUCCAGAAACCAGCCAAUUUUGAGCAGCGUCUACAAGAAAGUAAGAUGAUUUUAGAUGAAGUGAAGACACACUUGCCUGCAUUGGAAACAAAGAGUGUGGAACAGGAAGUAGUACAGUCACAGUUAAAUCAUUGUGUGAACUUGUAUAAGAGUCUGAGUGAAGUGAAGUCUGAAGUGGAAAUGGUGAUAAAGACUGGACGUCAGAUUGUACAGAAAAAGCAGACGGAAAAUCCCAAAGAACUUGAUGAAAGAGUAACAGCUUUGAAAUUGCAUUAUAAUGAGCUGGGAGCAAAGGUAACAGAAAGAAAACAACAGUUGGAGAAAUGCUUGAAAUUGUCCCGUAAGAUGCGAAAGGAAAUGAAUGUUUUGACAGAAUGGCUGGCAGCUACAGAUACGGAAUUGACAAAGAGAUCAGCAGUUGAAGGAAUGCCUAGUAAUUUGAAUUCUGAAGUUGCCUGGGGAAAGGCUACUCAGAAAGAGAUUGAGAAACAGAAGGUGCACCUGAAGAGUAUCACAGAGGUAGGAGAGGCCUUGAAAACAGUUCUGGGCAAGAAGGAGACACUGGUGGAAGAUAAACUCAGUCUUCUGAAUAGCAACUGGAUAGCUGUCACCUCCCGAGCGGAAGAGUGGUUAAAUCUUUUGUUGGAAUAUCAGAAACACAUGGAAACUUUUAACCAGAAUGUGGACCACAUCACAAAGUGGAUCAUUCAGGCUGAUACACUUUUGGAUGAAUCUGAGAAAAAGAAACCCCAGCAAAAAGAAGACGUGCUUAAGCGUUUAAAGGCAGAACUGAAUGACAUACGCCCAAAGGUGGACUCUACACGUGACCAAGCAGCAAACUUGAUGGCAAAUCGCGGUGACCACUGCAGGAAAUUAGUAGAGCCCCAAAUCUCAGAGCUCAACCAUCGAUUUGCAGCCAUUUCACACAGAAUUAAGACUGGAAAGGCCUCCAUUCCUUUGAAGGAAUUGGAGCAGUUUAACUCAGAUAUACAAAAAUUGCUUGAACCACUGGAGGCUGAAAUUCAGCAGGGGGUGAAUCUGAAAGAGGAAGACUUCAAUAAAGAUAUGAAUGAAGACAAUGAGGGUACUGUAAAAGAAUUGUUGCAAAGAGGAGACAACUUACAACAAAGAAUCACAGAUGAGAGAAAGCGAGAGGAAAUAAAGAUAAAACAGCAGCUGUUACAGACAAAACAUAAUGCUCUCAAGGAUUUGAGGUCUCAAAGAAGAAAAAAGGCUCUAGAAAUUUCUCAUCAGUGGUAUCAGUACAAGAGGCAGGCUGAUGAUCUCCUGAAAUGCUUGGAUGACAUUGAAAAAAAAUUAGCCAGCCUACCUGAACCCAGAGAUGAAAGAAAAGUAAAGGAAAUUGAUCGGGAAUUGCAGAAGAAGAAAGAGGAGCUGAAUGCAGUACGUAGGCAAGCUGAGGGCUUGUCUGAGGAUGGGGCCGCAAUGGCAGUGGAGCCAACUCAGAUCCAGCUCAGCAAGCGCUGGCGGGAAAUUGAGAGCAAAUUUGCUCAGUUUCGAAGACUCAACUUUGCACAAAUUCACACUGUCCGUGAAGAAAUGAUGACGGUGAUGACUGAAGAUAUGCCUUUGGAAAUUUCUUAUGUGCCUUCUACAUAUCUGACUGAGAUCACUCAUGUCUCACAAGCCCUAUCAGAAGUGGAACAACUUCUCAAUGCUUCUGACCUCUGUGCUAAGGACUUUGAAAAUCUCUUUAAACAAGAGGAGUCUUUGAAGAAUAUAAAAGAUACUCUACAACAAAUCUCAGGUCGGAUUGACGUAAUUCACAGCAAGAAGACAGCAGCAUUGCAAAGUGCCAAGCCGGUGGAAAGGGUGAAGCUACAGGAAGCUCUCUCCCAGCUUGAUUUCCAGUGGGAAAAAGUUAACAAAAUGUACAAAGACCGACAAGGGCGAUUUGACAGAUCUGUUGAGAAAUGGCGGCAUUUUCAUUACGAUAUAAAGAUAUUUAAUCAAUGGCUAACAGAAGCUGAACAGUUUCUCAGAAAGACACAAAUUCCUGAGAAUUGGGAACAUGCUAAAUACAAGUGGUAUCUUAAGGAACUCCAGGAUGGCAUCGGGCAGAGGCAAACUGUUGUCAGAACAUUGAAUGCAACUGGGGAAGAAAUAAUUCAGCAGUCCUCAAAAAUAGAUGCCAGUAUUCUACAGGAAAAAUUGGGAAGCCUAAAUCUACGGUGGCAGGAGGUCUGCAAACAGCUGUCAGAAAGAAAAAAGAGGCUAGAAGAACAAAAGAAUAUCUUGUCAGAAUUUCAAAGAGAUUUAAAUGAAUUUGUUUUAUGGUUGGAGGAAGCAGAUAACAUUGCUAGUAUCCCACCUGAACCUGGAAAUGAGCAGCAACUGAAAGAAAAGCUUGAGCAAGUCAAGUUACUGGUGGAAGAGUUGCCCCUGCGCCAGGGAAUUCUAAAACAAUUAAAUGAAACUGGAGGACCUGUGCUUGUAAGUGCUCCCAUAAGCCCAGAAGAGCAAGAUAAACUUGAAAAUAAGCUCAAGCAGACAAAUCUCCAGUGGAUAAAGGUUUCCAGAGCUUUACCUGAGAAACAAGGAGAAAUUGAAGCUCAAAUAAGAGACCUUGGGCUGCUUGAAAAAAAGCUUGAAGCCUUUGAAGACCAGUUGAAUCAUCUGCUUCUGUGGUUGUCUCCUAUUAGGAAUCAGUUGGAAAUUUAUAACCAACCAAACCAAGAAGGACCAUUUGACAUUAAGGAAACUGAAAUAGCAGUUCAAGCUAAACAACCGGAUGUGGAAGGGAUUUUGUCAAAAGGGCAGCAUUUGUACAAGGAAAAACCAGCCACUCAUCCAGUGAAGAGAAAGUUAGAAGAUCUGAGCUCUGAGUGGAAGGCGGUAAACCAUUUACUUCAAGAGCUGAGGGCAAAGCAGCCUGACCUAGCUCCUGGACUGACCACUGUUGGAGCCUCUUCUAGUCAGACUGUUACUCUGGUGACACAACCUGUGGUUACUAAGGAAACUGCCAUCUCCAAACUAGAAAUGCCAUCUUCCUUGAUGUUGGAGGUACCUGCUCUGGCAGAUUUCAACCGGGCUUGGACAGAACUUACUGAAUGGCUUUCUCUGCUUGAUCGCGUUAUAAAAUCACAGAGGGUGAUGGUGGGUGACCUUGAGGAUAUCAACGAGAUGAUCAUCAAGCAGAAGGCAACACUGCAGGAUUUGGAACAGAGGCGCCCCCAAUUGGAAGAACUCAUUACUGCUGCCCAAAAUUUGAAAAACAAGACCAGCAAUCAAGAGGCUAGAACAAUCAUUACGGAUCGAAUUGAAAGAAUUCAGAAUCAGUGGGAUGAAGUACAAGAACACCUUCAGAACCGGAGGCAGCAGUUGAAUGAAAUGUUAAAGGAUUCAACACAAUGGCUGGAAGCUAAGGAAGAAGCUGAGCAGGUCUUAGGACAGGCCAGAGCUAAACUUGAGUCAUGGAAGGAGGGUCCCUAUACAAUAGAUGCAAUCCAAAAGAAAAUCACAGAAACCAAGCAGUUGGCCAAAGACCUCCACCAAUGGCAGAUAAAUGUAGAUGUGGCAAAUGACUUGGCCCUGAAACUUCUCCGGGAUUAUUCUGCAGAUGAUACCAGAAAAGUCCACAUGAUAACAGAGAAUAUCAAUGCCUCUUGGGGAAGCAUUCAGAAAAGGGUGAGUGAGCGAGAGGCUGCUUUGGAAGAAACUCAUAGAUUACUGCAACAGUUCCCCCUGGACCUGGAAAAGUUUCUUGCCUGGCUUACAGAAGCUGAAACAACUGCCAAUGUCCUGCAGGAUGCUACCCAUAAGGAAAGGCUCCUCGAAGACUCCAAGGGAGUAAAAGAGCUGAUGAAACAAUGGCAGGACCUCCAAGGUGAAAUUGAAGCUCACACAGAUAUUUAUCACAACCUGGAUGAAAACAGCCAAAGAAUCCUGAGAUCUCUGGAAGGUUCUGAUGAUGCAGUCCUGUUACAAAGACGUUUGGAUAACAUGAACUUCAAGUGGAGCGAACUUCGGAAAAAAUCUCUCAACAUUAGGUCUCAUUUGGAAGCCAGUUCUGACCGGUGGAAGCGUCUGCACCUUUCUCUACAGGAGCUUCUGGUGUGGCUACAGCUGAAAGAUGAUGAAUUAAGCCGGCAGGCACCUAUUGGAGGCGACUUUCCAGCAGUUCAGAAGCAGAACGAUGUACAUAGGGCCUUCAAGAGGGAAUUGAAAACUAAAGAACCUGUAAUCAUGAGUACUCUUGAGACUGUACGGAUAUUUCUGACAGAGCAGCCUUUGGAAGGACUAGAGAAACUCUACCAGGAGCCCAGAGAGCUGCCUCCUGAAGAGAGAGCCCAGAAUGUCACUCGGCUCCUACGAAAGCAGGCUGAGGAGGUCAAUACUGAGUGGGAAAAAUUGAACCUGCACUCCGCUGACUGGCAGAGAAAAAUAGAUGAGGCCCUCGAAAGACUCCAGGAACUUCAGGAGGCCACGGAUGAGCUGGACCUCAAGCUGCGCCAAGCUGAGGUGAUCAAGGGAUCCUGGCAGCCCGUAGGUGAUCUCCUCAUUGACUCUCUCCAAGAUCACCUCGAGAAAGUCAAGGCACUUCGAGGAGAAGUUGCACCUCUGAGAGACAGCGUGGGGCACGUGAAUGACCUUGCUCGCCAGCUUACCACUUUGGGCAUUCAGCUCUCACCAUAUAACCUCAGCACUCUGGAAGACCUGAACACCAGAUGGAAGCUUCUGCAGGUGGCUGUGGAGGACCGAGUCAGGCAGCUGCAUGAAGCCCACAGGGACUUUGGCCCAUCGUCUCAACACUUUCUUUCCACUUCUGUCCAGGGUCCCUGGGAGAGAGCCAUCUCGCCAAACAAAGUGCCCUACUAUAUCAACCACGAGACCCAAACAACUUGCUGGGACCAUCCCAAAAUGACAGAGCUCUACCAGUCAUUAGCUGACCUGAAUAAUGUCAGGUUCUCAGCUUAUAGGACUGCCAUGAAACUCCGAAGACUGCAGAAGGCCCUUUGCCUGGAUCUCUUGAGCCUGUCAGCUGCAUGUGAUGCCUUGGACCAGCACAACCUCAAGCAAAAUGACCAGCCCAUGGAUAUCCUGCAGAUUAUUAAUUGUUUGACCACUAUUUAUGAUCGCCUGGAGCAAGAGCACAACAAUUUGGUCAACGUCCCUCUCUGCGUGGAUAUGUGUCUCAACUGGCUGCUGAAUGUUUAUGAUACGGGACGAACAGGGAGGAUCCGUGUCCUGUCUUUUAAAACUGGCAUCAUUUCCCUGUGUAAAGCACAUUUGGAAGACAAGUACAGAUACCUUUUCAAGCAAGUGGCAAGUUCAACAGGAUUUUGUGACCAGCGCAGGCUGGGCCUCCUCCUGCAUGAUUCUAUCCAAAUUCCAAGACAGUUGGGUGAAGUUGCAUCCUUUGGAGGCAGUAACAUUGAACCAAGUGUCCGGAGCUGCUUCCAAUUUGCUAAUAAUAAGCCAGAGAUUGAAGCAGCCCUCUUCCUAGACUGGAUGAGACUGGAACCUCAGUCCAUGGUGUGGCUGCCCGUCCUGCACAGAGUGGCUGCUGCAGAAACUGCCAAGCAUCAGGCCAAAUGUAACAUCUGCAAGGAGUGUCCAAUCAUUGGAUUCAGGUACAGGAGUCUAAAGCACUUUAAUUAUGACAUCUGCCAAAGCUGCUUUUUUUCUGGUCGAGUUGCAAAAGGCCAUAAAAUGCACUAUCCCAUGGUGGAAUAUUGCACUCCGACUACAUCAGGAGAAGAUGUUCGAGACUUUGCCAAGGUACUGAAAAACAAAUUUCGAACCAAAAGGUAUUUUGCGAAGCAUCCCCGAAUGGGCUACCUGCCAGUGCAGACUGUCUUAGAGGGGGACAACAUGGAAACUCCCGUUACUCUGAUCAACUUCUGGCCGGUAGAUUCUGCGCCUGCCUCGUCCCCUCAGCUCUCACACGAUGAUACUCAUUCACGCAUUGAACAUUAUGCUAGCAGGCUAGCAGAAAUGGAAAACAGCAAUGGAUCUUAUCUAAAUGAUAGCAUCUCUCCUAAUGAGAGCAUAGAUGAUGAACAUUUGUUAAUCCAGCAUUACUGCCAAAGUUUGAACCAGGACUCCCCCCUGAGCCAGCCUCGUAGUCCUGCCCAGAUCUUGAUUUCCUUAGAGAGUGAGGAAAGAGGGGAGCUAGAGAGAAUCCUAGCAGAUCUUGAGGAAGAAAACAGGAAUCUGCAAGCAGAAUAUGACCGUCUAAAGCAGCAGCAUGAACAUAAAGGCCUGUCCCCACUGCCAUCCCCUCCUGAAAUGAUGCCCACCUCUCCCCAGAGUCCCCGGGAUGCUGAGCUCAUUGCUGAGGCCAAGCUACUGCGUCAACACAAAGGCCGCCUGGAAGCCAGGAUGCAAAUCCUGGAAGACCACAAUAAACAACUGGAGUCACAGUUACAUAGGCUAAGGCAGCUGCUGGAGCAACCCCAGGCAGAGGCCAAGGUGAAUGGCACAACGGUGUCCUCUCCUUCUACCUCUCUACAGAGGUCCGACAGCAGUCAGCCUAUGCUGCUCCGAGUGGUUGGCAGUCAAACUUCAGAAUCCAUGGGUGAGGAAGAUCUUCUCAGUCCUCCCCAGGACUCAAGCACAGGGUUAGAGGAGGUGAUGGAGCAACUCAACAACUCCUUCCCUAGUUCAAGAGGAAGAAAUACCCCUGGAAAGCCAAUGAGAGAGGACACAAUGUAGGAAGCCUUUUCCACAUGGCAGAUGAUUUGGGCAGAGCGAUGGAGUCCUUAGUAUCAGUCAUGACAGAUGAAGAAGGAGCAGAAUAAAUGUUUUACAAGUCCUGAUUCCCGCAUGGUUUUUAUAAUAUUCAUACAACAAAGAGGAUUAGACAGUAAGAGUUUACAAGAAAUAAAUCUAUAUUUUUGUGAAGGGUAGUGGUACUAUACUGUAGAUUUCAGUAGUUUCUAAGUCUGUUAUUGUUUUGUUAACAAUGGCAGGUUUUACACGUCUAUGCAAUUGUACAAAAAAGUUAUAAGAAAACUACAUGUAAAAUCUUGAUAGCUAAAUAACUUGCCAUUUCUUUAUAUGGAACGCAUUUUGGGUUGUUUAAAAAUUUGUAUCAGUUAUAAAGAAAGAUUGUAAACUAAAGUGUGCUUUAUAAAAAAGUUGUUUAUAAAAACCCCUGAACACACACACACACACACACACACACACACACACACACACACACAACUUUGAGGCAGCACAUUGUUUGGCAUCCUUUUGGCGUGAUAUCCAUAUGAAAUUCAUGGCUUUUUCUUUUUUUUGCAUAUCAAAGAUAGGACUUCCUCUACCACCACCAAAUGACUACUUCACACUGCCCAUUUGAGAAUUGUCAACUGAGUGGGGCUGGCUGUGAGUUUUCAUUUUAUGUAUCUAUAUGUCUAUAAGUAUAUCAAUACUAUAGUUAUAUAGAUAGAUAUGAAUUUCUAUAGACUUUUUCCAUUUUUUUAAUGUUCCUGUCACUUCCUAAUACAAAUUGCUUCUAGUCAUCCAGGCUUACCUGCUUGGUCUAGAAUGGAUUUUCCCUGAAGCCUGAAGCCAGGAGGUAACUACGGCACUAAAACAUUUACUACAGCUCCAGAUGUUUCUCAUUUUAAACUUUCUACUGACAACUGGAGCACUGAAUUUUUUUAAAAGGAACAUGUGAACGAAUACACAGGACUUCUUAUAUCAGAGUAAUCUGUUGGUUGAUCUAUUCAGCUUUCUGCUGCUGGCAAUGCCACGAUUUAGAUUUAAUGAUGCUUCAGUGGAAAUCACAAGGUAUUUUGACCUUCUGAGCAUCAGAAGGUAUUUUUAACUCCCAAGCAGUAGUAGGACGAUGAUAGGACCGGAGGGCUAUGGAUUCCCAGCCCAUCCCUGUGAAGGAGCAGACCACUCUUGAAGGAUUGGAUGAUUGUUCAUAACCCAUAAAGUUCUCUACACUUACAACUAAAUUAUGAUGCCCUCUUCUCACAGUCAAAAGGAAGUGGGUGGUUUUGUUUUUGUUGCUGUUUUUUUUUUUAUUUAUUUUCCCAUCUCGAUGAGUUUUUAAAUGCUGCAAGACAUGAUUUAAAAUAAACUUUGGGAAAAGUUGUAAGACAUCACAUUUGUAAUACGGACAAGUAUCAACCCAGAAGCCCAAGAACUGUGUUUCCCGCCUUUGCAUUUCUCUGCAAGUAAUACCACGCAGUUUUGUAAGUAAGAAGGCAAAUCGAUUCAAAUGUUACAAAAGUAAAAGCUACUCCAAACCCUUCUUGGUAGAUUAGACAGGAUAAAUAUAUAAGCAAGCAAAAAUUGUUCAAAAAGAGGAGAAAAGCUCAAGAGGAAAAGCUAAGGACUGGUAGGAAAAAGCUUUACUCUUUAACACCAUUUUCUUCCUCUUUGAUUUUUAAAUCAUUCAUUCAGUAGAAAUCACCGUGUGACCUAUAAUUUUGCAAAUCUGUUACCUCUGACAUCAAGUGUAAUUAACUUUUGGAGAGUGGGUUUUGUCCAUUAUUUUAUUAAUAAUAAUUAACAUCAAACACGGCUUCUCAUGCUAUUUCUACCUCACUUUGGUUUUGGGGUGUUCCUGAUAAUUGUGCACACCUGAGUUCACAGCUUCAACACUUGUCUAUUGCGUGAACAUUUUUCUCCAUUUUCUUCUUCCUUUUAAUUUUCAAAAGAAAACCCAAAGCUCUUAAGGUAACAAAUUACAUGAAGAUUUGGUUUUUCUCUUGCAUUUUUUCUUUUGUGUGUGUGACACUGGACCUUUUCUUUACCCAAGGAUUUUUAAACUACAAUUUAAAACAAAGGGUUACUUUACAUCCUACUAAGAAGUUUAAGUUUCAUUCUAAAAUCAGAGGUAAAUAGAGUGCAUAAUUUUGUUUUAAUCUUUUUUUCUUUUAGACGUUAGUUCUGGAGUGAGUCUGUCAUAAUAUUUGAAUAAAAAUUGAGAGCUUUAUUGCUGCAUUUUAAGCAUAAUUUGGACAUUAUUUCGUGUUGUGUUCUUUAUAACCACCAAGUAUUAAACAGUAAAUCAUAAUCAAUGUAACUGAAGCAUAAACAUCACAUGGCAUGUUUUGUCAUUGUUUUCAGGUACUGAGUUCUUACUUGAGUAUCAUUAUAUAUUGUGUUUUAACACCAACACUGUAACAUUUACUAAUUAUUUUUUUAAACUUCAGUCUUACUGCAUUUUCACAACAUAUCAGACUUCACCAAAUAUAUGCCUUACUAUUGUAUUAUAGUACUGCUUUACUGUGUAUCUCAAUAAAGCACGCAGUUAUGUUACAAAAA
Messenger RNA from Callithrix jacchus (white-tufted-ear marmoset), 18145 nucleotides. The record is from RefSeq and is a predicted model, not a curated record. NCBI's taxonomy places the organism in Eukaryota, Metazoa, Chordata, Mammalia, Primates, Cebidae.